GAACUAGCUGAGAACAUUAACAGUUUUUUCGUUAAUUUAUCAUCAGAUUUCCAACCCCUUGAAGACGAUCCGAACUAUCAAGCCGAAUGUACACCCGAUAUGCUCGUUGACCCGUAUACAGCGUAUUGUGCCUUGAAGGAGGUUAAAUGUCAUAAAUCAGUUGGUCCUGAUGAAAUUCCUAAUAGGAUACUUCGAGACUUUGCUUUCGAAUUAUCCCCAGUGGUGUCUGACAUUUAUAACAGUACUUUGAGACAAGGAAAAAUCAAUUGUCUCCUCAAUAAAGUCAUCAAUUGUCUCCCCAAUACCUAA
Paramuricea clavata is the source of this 309-nucleotide messenger RNA. NCBI's taxonomy places the organism in Eukaryota, Metazoa, Cnidaria, Anthozoa, Malacalcyonacea, Plexauridae. The record is from the annotation of a GenBank genome assembly.